Paramecium sonneborni is the source of this 291-nucleotide messenger RNA. The record is from the annotation of a GenBank genome assembly. Lineage: Eukaryota; Ciliophora; Oligohymenophorea; Peniculida; Parameciidae.
AUGGAUUAUUGGACUGUGAGUGGUGGAGUAGCUUGUAGAAACGGAUGGUCUUGUCGUGCUUGCAAAUAAAACAUUUAUAAAGGAGAAGAAAUACUAGUUAGAGAGGGUAGGAAGUUAAGGUUCCAUUUUCAUAAGGACUGUUUUCAAGGAAAUGGAGAUCCAAGAACUUAAAAUGAAUCAACUUACUUUAAUUAAUAAAAAUAUGGUAAAAUAUCAGAAAAAGCUCCUGAAGUCAAAGGAUAUGGUAAAUGGAGUGUUGGUAGUUAUGGCUAUUAACCAAACUUUAAAUGA